AUGGCCAAGCGGACACUUCUCACUCAAACCUUCAACUAUGACAAACGUUUAAAAGACAUUAUUGCGGCAUCGGAGAAUGCAAGAGACAAAAUUCAAAACCGAGUUGAAGAGAUCAAUGCAGAAGAAGGAGAGGUUGCUGAUCCAUCCAAUAUAGCCUUUCAGCCCUUUAAUGAACCUGUCCCCGCAUCCCAGCCUGUCAGGGACAGCAAUUGGUCGCCGAAUGACGAGCCGUUUGAGAAAAAAUACCAAAAACUCAAUGACGACCAAAAGAGAGUGUUUGAUUAUGUCAAACGAGUUGUUGCAAACUCUGAUGGGACAGAUAAAUUUCUGAGACAUUUUGUAAGUGGUGUGGGAGGUACUGGUAAGAGUUUUCUCAUAAAAACUAUCAGCUCUUGGACUAAAAAAUGUCUUCAAGCCUCUACAUCAAUAUCAGCUCCCACAGGACUAAGUGCUUACAACAUCAAUGGUUCUACGAUCUACAAAGUGUUUCAGCUGCCAGUUGAGCAUGGAAAAACUCCAAAGUACAAAGCUCUUACUGAUGAUGUUUUAAAAAUGUUGAGAUCCAACCUGAAAGAUGUGGUGCUCUUCAUAAUAGACGAAGUGUCCAUGGUCUCCAAUCUAACAUUGAUGUACAUAAAUCUCAGAUUGUGUGAAAUAUUCAACACCUCAGACCAAAGUAACGGCUGGUUUGGUAAAAAACAUAUACUGCUCUUUGGAGACCUUUUACAACUUCCACCAGUACACGAAGACUCCCCAUUCAUUGAACUUGACAGUAGCAAACUUAGUUCUUUUGUUGGCUCUCUGUCUUGUGUUAACAUCUGGUCUGAACAGUUCUCUUAUGAUGAACUUACUACAAACAUGCGACAAGCUCAAGAUUCUAAGUUUGCUGAUGUGUUAAGCAAAGUCAGAGUAGGCAAUAUGACCGUUGAGGACAUCCGUCUAAUUGAAAGCAAGAAAAUACAUCUUAAUGGAAAAACUGCUUGUGAAAACCUUUCUCUAUUAGGAGAUUACUUGUCUGCUUUACCCAACAAUUCUGUGUGUCUUUGUUCAACUGGUUACCAAUGCUCCAUAAUAAAUGAUGAAAUGGUCAAUAGAAUAAGUGGUCCUGUCGUUAACUUGGUUGCAAAAGACUCAGUUGACUGUCUACCUCGACAACAAAACAAAGUUAAAAAGAUACUGUCCUCUUACAACUCUGACUGCAGCAGAACGGCUGGUAUGGAGAAAAUUAUUCCUAUUAAGGUUGGUGCUAAAGUUAUGUUGCUUAGAAACAUUGACGUCACUGUGGGGCUAGUUAACUCCGCCAUUGGAACAGUAACGGGGUUGAGGUUUAAUACAGACAAUUCUGAUGACGUAGACUCAGUGACAAUUAACUUUGAUUGUGGCAUUACCCAUCGCCUACAGCGAGUAAACGUCAAGUUUCAAGUUAUGGAUAACGCAUUUGUGUAUCGAGAGCAAUUCCCGAUAUCGAUGUCCUACGCGGUUACAAUUCACAAAUGCCAGGGCCUCAGCUUAAAUAGCGUAAUAAUUGAUAUUGGGGAGUCCAUAUUUACAUGUGGCCAAUCAUAUGUUGCCUUGUCACGAGUGACUUUAUUAGAAGGGCUUCAUCUUAUUAACUUUAACCCAAGAGAUGUGAAGCCUCAGAAAUCCGCCAUUCUCGAAUACAACAGACUAAGGCAGAAGUACAGGUCUGACCUUCCACUUUACAACACAAGUUGUGACUCCUCUUCGGCUCCUUAUGUGAGAGACAGGAAGUGGUGCCAGACCAAAAAUGUCGAAAAAGUGCAGGAUGAGAGUACAAAACCGGUACCCUCUGCAAAGACUACCGGAAGAUAG
This is a messenger RNA of Macrosteles quadrilineatus (aster leafhopper), 1833 nucleotides long. Its product is annotated as ATP-dependent DNA helicase PIF1-like. The transcript has a single exon. Lineage: Eukaryota; Metazoa; Arthropoda; Insecta; Hemiptera; Cicadellidae. The record is from RefSeq and is a predicted model, not a curated record. Gene Ontology annotation, biological process: telomere maintenance; DNA repair. Gene Ontology annotation, molecular function: DNA helicase activity. The coding region runs from base 1 to 1833 and encodes 610 amino acids.